UGGAGAUUUUGCUCUCUGUCCUUCUCUGUCUCUCUCUCUCUCUCGUUCUCUUUCCUUCUCUUUCUCUCACUCUCUCUCUCUCUCUCUCUUACUCUCCCUCUCUCUCUCUCUCUCUCACUCUCAACAUUUAGAUCUUUAAUGGAAUAGUAACACUUUCUGUGUUUGUGUGUGUGUGUGUGUUUGUGUGUGUGAGUGUGUGUUUAUGUGCAUGUGUGUGGGAUUCAGCAGAGUGACAAGUAGGGAAUGGCUCACCACUCCAAAUCUCCGUUAAGACGCUCCUUCAGUGAACACAUUAAGGAUUCCACCAACAAAGCAUGGGAUAUAAUCUGGAAAAACACAAGAGAAAAAAGACUUUCAGAUGAAAGAGCAGGUGGUCGAGUUCAAUCGGAGGAUGUGAGCAGGAUUGGUGAAGAGAUUGAAGCAAAAGACGCCUGUGAUUGGCUCAGGGCUGCUGGAUUUCCACAAUAUUCCCAGUUGUUUGAAGCAUCUCAGUUUCCUGUUGAUAUUGAAGUGGUGAAAAAUGAUCAUGAAUUUUUAGACAGAGAUGCCACAGAGUCUCUGUGCAGGCGAUUGAAAACACUGAACAAGUGUGCAAUGAUGAAAUUGGAAAUUGGUAAAGAGAGGAGAAAGAGUGAUGAAUCAGAAGACGAUGAGCCUUGUGCCAUUAGCAACAAAUGGACUUUUCAAAGGGACAACAAACGAUGGUCUCGUGUUGAGGCACUGGAACCUUUCCAUUCAGAAAAUAUCUCCUUGCCUGGGAGCCCUUGCUUGAAGAGUGUUGACAGUGAUGAUAUUAUGUUCCCAGAGCUGGGAGAGAAGCAUGAGGUAUCAUCAAUUCGCAGCAGCAGCAGCAGCAGUGGAGGUAGUGAUAAUGUCAGCUUGCCAAAAAACUCUGAAAUCCAGGCCGCAGAUUUUGAGACGAGUCGAAGCUCCUCAAGGUGUUCCUCGAUUAAAUUGCCUUCUGCAGACUCUUCCUUCAGUGGGCCACCAUCGCCUAAUGAGCUCUCUGGAUUUAGCACUUAUGGAAAGUGCUCAAAGACGAAGGGAAAGGGUUUAUUGAAGAAAAUGGAGAGGCUGCGAUUAAGAAGUUCAAGUCAGAAGAGCAGUCAUCCGAAGCUCAGGCCAUUUAUCAGUGCACCUGUGCUUCAGGAGGGAUUGGAUGAAGAAAAAUUGAGAAAUCUCAAUUGUGUUGACAUUGCAGAACUUGAUGAGCAGCUUCUCGGUCUGAACCUAUCCUGUUCAUCCCAAACCUGCAGCAGUAGCAGUCAAUCGGAAAACAGUAGUACCGUGAGCACACCCAGUCCUGUCCUUAGAACACGAAACCAACUCUAUAGAAAAGAAGGUGGACUGUAUGUGGAAAAUUUUAAUUCGAUUUUGCCACCUUGCAGGACCCAAAAGAACAAUGUAAAUGAGAGAGGUCAAAAUGAUCAUCUAAUUUUUCAUGUUCCACUGGGUCACAAACCAGGAACGUUUCCCAAAGCACUUCAGCAUGGCAUGAUAGCACCAGCAGACAACACUUCAGUAAACUGGAGGACUGGCAGUUUCCAUGGCUACCGUAAGAGCAGAUUUGGGAGGGACAGUAGGGGGAGCAGUUCAAAGGAGUUAGAUGGUGGACAAAGCCCCCAAAAUGAAUUGGAUAAUCGAAUAAGCAUUUACGAUAAUGUCCCAGGGGUCCAUGUUCACCUGAACAAUGGAGAAGUAGCAGAUACAGGUGACGAUGACGUGUUUGCAGAAAUGGAUGAUGUCAUGGAACAUGUGAAUGGCCUCCAACAGUUGGUGAGCAAGUGGACAGAAAAGUUUUCUGAUGAAGGUGAAUCAGAUUCUGCAAAUGACUCUACAUCUCCUUACCCGUCUUCUCCAAAGGACAUUCAUUUGGAGAUAGAGAAACACCUUGGGAGGGUUAAUGAGGAAACACCAGCUAACAUGGCUGAAAAUUCUGGUGAAUUAGAUGCAUCAGACGUCCAUUUUGAGAGAGACUCUGGAGUUGGCUCAUCUUUAAAGCAUGCUAACAGGCAAGGAAGACUAUGUUGGCCCAGUGAGCGGAACUUGAACUGUCAGAAUCUCCAUCUACAGAUUGACAGCCAAUCUGCCGCCCAGCUCAACCUGUUACAGAAGCUAGCUCUUCUGAAGCUCACUGCUCUGAUGGACAAAUACUCCCCCUCCAGCAAGCAAGGCUGGAACUGGACUGUUCCUAAAUUUAUCAGGAAGAUAAAGGCACCUGAUUUUAAAGAUCGAGUGGUGUUUGGGGUUCCGUUGCUGCUGAAUAUGCAGCGUACAGGACAUCCUCUACCCAAAGGCAUUCUGCAGGCCAUGUACUUCCUGCGGAGCCAUUGCCUGGACCAGGUUGGAUUAUUUAGAAAGUCUGGAGUAAAAUCAAGGAUCCAGGCAUUACGAGAGAUGAAUGAGAGCUCUCCGGACGGUGUCAGCUAUGAAGGCCAGUCUGCAUUUGAUGUAGCUGACAUGGUGAAACAAUACUUCCGUGACUUACCUGAACCCUUAUUUACCACAAAGCUGUCUGAGUCAUUCCUUCAUAUAUAUCAAUAUCUGCCAACAGACCAGCAAUUACCUGCUGUUCAGUCAGCCAUCCUGCUGCUCCCAGAUGAAAAUCGUGAAGCUCUGCAGACUCUCCUCUUCUUUCUCUGUGACGUUGUAGCCUGUGUCAAUGAGAACCAAAUGACUCCCACCAACCUUGCAGUUUGCCUGGCUCCAUCCCUGUUCCACCUCAACACCCUGAGAAGGGAAAGCACUACCUCAAGGGUAAGCCAGAGGAAAUAUAGUCUGGGGAAACCUGACCAGAGAGACCUAAGUGAAAAUCUUGCAGCCACACAAGGAUUGGCACACAUGAUUGCAGAGUGCACAAAUCUCUUCCUGAUUCCUGAGCAAUGGGCAGGGCAAAGGCUGACCAUCUAUCACCAAUUCCAUACUGAUUGUGCUGAUGUUCUGAAUGAUUCCGAAUGGUAUUUUAGUGUCAAGACUGCACUACAGGUCUCCUUGCAGAGCCUGCUGAAGGAGGCGAAGGAAAAAUUUAAAGGCUGGAUCAGCUGCUCCAGCUUAGAACAUGUAGAAAUUGCAUGCAAGAAGGUAGAUGAUAAUCAUCCUUUGCGCUUGUGGAAAGUGUCUACUGAGGUAGAAAAGUCACCAGAGGAGAUCCUGAAGCAUUUGCUUAGGGAGCAUCAUCUUUGGGAGAAAGACCUCUUCCAAUCAAAGGUCAUUGAGACUCUGGAUGAUGAGACUGAGAUAUAUCAUUACACCAUCAGCAGUACCUUCCCACACCCAGACAGAGAUUACGUUGUUUUGAGAACCUGGCAGACUGAUUCUCAAACAGGAUUGUGUAUGUUAGCUGCCACAUCCGUGGAUGCCAAAGAAAUUCUUUUACAAGGAGUCCAAGCAAAUGUAAUCACAUCCCAAUAUCACAUAGAACCAGUUGGACCCACAAAAUCCAAACUCAUUCACAUCUGUAGAAUAGACACAAGAGGUCGAAUUCCAGAAUGGUAUAACAAAGUAUAUGGCUAUCGCUGUGCUGCUGAACUCCUCAAGAUUAGAGAUUCCUUCACUGCAUCUGACACUGAACUACGAGAAACAAAUAUAUGAAAAUACAAUCUAGAAGUAAAAGAACUGCAGAUGCUGGAAAUCUGAUAUCAAAUCAGAAAAUGCUGGUGAUAUUCAGCAGGUCAGGCAGCUGCAGAAGGAGAAACAGUUAACGUUUCAGGUCGAUGACCUUUCGUCAGAGCUGAAAUGUUAACUCUGUCUCCCUCAUCUUCUGUUUCUUGAUUAUGGAAAAACCACUUACUUUAAUGGUUUAGUUGUGCAAUGUUUAAACCAAAGCAACAAAUGUGUUUAAAAAUACAUGCCAGAAGAUCCAGCAAACACAACAAUAAUGAUUGGAAGAGUGGGUGUAGAAGGGAAGAUGGCCCAGCUGGUUUGUCACGGCUUAUGAUUUGGUGGGGUGCUUGGAGGGUGGAUGGUUGCUUGGGCAGGGAAAGAGAUUCUUGAAAUUCAGUUGUUAAGAACAUGGGUGGUUCUUCAAAACACCACGUAACAUCUGUUACUAAGUGGAGUAUGUUGAUCAUGAAAUUUUGUCCCAAAUUCUUUCAUGUUGUCAUUCCCUUCCCCCAUCCCAUUUAGAAGCAUUUCUUCAAUUUGUUUUGGCAUUCAAAGGGAAAUUCUAAAUCACAGCAGUGAAGUUAUGGAUAGUUAGCAGAAAGUUGACCUAAUAUUCUCAUUGUAAACAGCCCACUUUAAGUAGGCGUAAAGCUGACCAGUUGCUGAGUGAUGUCAGCCUGGAUUUAUGCAAAGAUAUUUAACCUGGUUUUAUCUAUGGAAAAGCAAAAAGUUAUAACAAAAGCCCAAGGUUGCUUUCUGGGAAUCAGAGAACUGUUGUCCUCCCCAUCAGACAAAUAUGUUUCAAACUUGGCUUUUGAGGUCUCUACUUUCUCAAUGGGUUUAAUGAUCAGGCUGUCUCUGGUGGCUUGAUUUAAUCUCUGCAAUGUCAGCGUGGAAACAGAAAAGAUAAAGAACUUUGCAAAUUUUAUAUUUGAAAUUCUUUUACAAUGUAAAGCCACCAGUAGUCCCUGUAAAUGUUUUAACUUGUCAUGUUUUUCCUACCCCACCUACCAUUCUACCAUGAAACAAGCUAAUUUAAGUUUUUCAGUUUUAAAUAUGCUAUACAUUGGUAAAGCCAAUGAUGCAAAUCCUUCCUUCAUUGAACAGAAUGUCACAGACUGAAGAGUCAUCUGAACUAACUGCAUUAACUUUACGACAGUUAGCUGAGCAAUGAUGGUACAAGUCUUCAUUUUGUUUUAUUCAGUAGUUAAUUGCUAUCUGACAAGAUGUACAAAUAUCAGUAAUAUGGACAUAAAACCUAAUUCAAUUUAGCAAUAGCAUCUAUUUUCCCCAUCAGGAUAGAUGCUUUUUAUAGAAUAUCAUCAAUGAAUGACUUGGUAAACUGCAUCUCAAUAAUGACCAGACUGUUUGCCUAUUCUGAAAUUAUAUUUCAAAUAGACAUUAACAUGACAUGAUGAAAAUCUACAAAUUAGUCAGCAUUUGUAAUGAGAAAACAGUACUAUAACAGAGCGUUUGGGUAAGAUGGGGAUUGAAGCAAAUUCUGGAUGUUAAGAGGAAUAGGUGAAGUUGAAAUAGGAAUUGACUAAUCCAGUUUUGCAAAGCAUUUGGUGUUCUCCAAUGAAACAAUGUACUGAUUUUGUUUAUAAGAUUCAAGCUGUGACUUGAUAGUAUGGUAACAUGUUUAUAUUUUAAAUCUUAUAUCUAUUCAGAUUCUUUAUUGAACCAUGCAACUGAGUUGGUUUACAUCUCUAACAGUUUGUGACCUCAAUGGUAAGAUACAACUAUCCAUUAAAUCAGGCUUAUGAUAUAAACUGUUCAGUAAUUGUACCUAGAACAAAAUUCAGGCAAAGUAACCAAGGAGAAGCCUGUCAAAUACAAAUACUUUGCCUGUAGCCCACUUUGCUUGCUUGGUUCAGUGCUCUGCCAGCAUUUACUGAUUUAAAUGAGCACAGUAUUGAUGGUAUUUUUUAAUUUGUUGGUGGCAAUGUCAGAUUAUAUCAAAAUAUGCCAAGUCAGUGCCAACAGUUUGAAAUACUUCUGGCCAGUGGUGGUUGGUAAGAAGAAGUAUGUAACAUUUAUAUUAUUGCAAAGCAGGAUUGCAUGUAAAAACUAUUUGAAUCAAUAAUUGUCCAAAUAAUUCAAGUAUUACUUUGACUAAAUUGUUUCACGUGCUGAAGACGUACAAGAUAUUACAGCAAGAUCAUGGAUGUUGAGCCAUUGUAUAAAACCUGUCUUUGCAGAUACUGGAUUGGCAAAAAAGCAGCUAUUUAUAUUUAAAGUGAUUUUAUGUCUGAUUUUAUUACUUGCAGCCAAAAUUAAGAAUCAAAAUACUAUUUUAUCUAUUUAUGUAUAUCUAUACAUUUUGUACUUCAUUUAUGUAAAUAUUUACUGCAUCUUAAAAUCAUUCAGACUGUCCAAUAGUUCACUAUCCCAUUUAUUGAAAAUGUAAUGACAACUGUUUAAUGUAGGAUUGCAUAUAAUGUGAUAUAAAUCUUAACCUGCUCUAGGGUGUUUGUCAUAUUUCCUUUGUUACCAGCCUUCAGUUGUAUCAAGCUGUGUACCAGGACAUUAAGGAUGUCUUUCAACUUUCAGUAAAUAAACCAAAUGUCAUGGAUGCUGGAAGUACUUGGGGCAAGAGCCAACAAUGCAAUGACAUUUCAAGCUGUGAUGGAAGGUCAUUUACCUACAAUCCACAUUUUUCUUCUGCCACAGGUGCUGCUCAGCUUCCCUGAAUAUUUCCAACAUUUUUUUAUUAUUUACUUAAUAACUGCACCAAUGAUUUGUAUCAUUGGAGUGUGAACCAGGAUGAAUAUUUUUAAACAAAUUUAGAAAGCCAAUUGUUGCCAGUUACUGAAUUUAAAGAGAUGACAUGUUGCAUCAAAAAUGAUAUUUAUGUAAAUACUUUUGAAUUUUGGUUAAGUAAUACUGCCUCCCUUCAAUGCAUCAUGUGAAAGCGUUACCCAGUUUCUCACCUGCUAAUGAUCUUGCUUGACUGAGGAGGAGGGUGUUAGGGGUGGGAGCAGGGUUGUGUAAAUAAAAUACAACU
Molecule: messenger RNA, 6610 nt
Organism: Pristis pectinata (smalltooth sawfish)
Lineage: Eukaryota; Metazoa; Chordata; Chondrichthyes; Rhinopristiformes; Pristidae
Product: rho GTPase-activating protein 7
Exons: 15
Coding region: 244-3591 (1115 amino acids)
Biological process (GO): signal transduction; actin cytoskeleton organization; regulation of Rho protein signal transduction
Molecular function (GO): protein binding; lipid binding; GTPase activator activity
Source: RefSeq, a predicted model, not a curated record